AUGGCAUCGUCAAGCAGACCAUGUACUAUCGACGGAUGUAAAAGUCCAUCACGUACUGUAUGUAUAUGUUGUGAAAAAUGUUAUUGUUUUGAACAUUUAACACAACAUUUUGGUCGAAUUAAUAAUAAAAUACCACCAUUAUCCGAUAAAAUAAAUGGAUUGGCUAAACGAUUAAAUAAAUUUACAUCUAUUGAACCAUCCUAUCUUGUAGCAUUAGAAAAAUGGCGUGUUGAAGCUCAUCGAACAGUUGAACAAUAUUAUGAAUCCAAACGUCGAGAUUUAGUUGAUGAUAGACGUGCAAAAUUAGAAAAAGAAGUUGGACGUGUUCGACAUGUAAUGGAAAAAUUAAUUCGAAAACAUGAUGCCGUUCAACAAGAUGUUGAUCUACUUACACAAGAUAUUCGUUUAAUUGAACAAAAAUUCAGUGAAUUUCAAAGUCUUCGAUUUACUAUACAUCCACUUGUUAUUGAUGAUAGUCUUAUUAUUCAAGAUCUUUUUCCUUUACCUACACCUUGUCGAACAAUGAAAUUACCAUUUGAUGAAUUUCCAGCUUUAGCUAAUAAUGAAAAAUAUUUAUUAGUACAUCAACCACCAAAUAUUUCUUUACUUGAUCGACAUUUUUCAAUUAUUAAGCAAACACCAUGGACUCAUGAUAAUAUUUGGGAUAUGUGUUGGUCAUCAACAUUAAGUCGAUUUAUAAUAGUGACAAAUGAAGAAGCAUUUACACUUGAUCAAAAUACAAUGACAAUGGCAAAAUGUCCAAUUUCAUCGAAUGGUGAAUUAAGUCGUGUAACUUGUUCUGAUUCUGCUUUAUUCUUAUUAACACAAGGAUUAGGUCCAUCUAUUUUUGAAUAUAAACUUCCACCAUCAACUAAAAAUGUUAAAGAACGAAAGUCACCCGAAACAUGUGAACAAUGUGAAUAUAUUUUUGAUCUUAAAGCAAAUAAUAAAACACUUGCAAUGGUUAUUUAUAAUACAGAAAAUGAUAUAACACGUCUUGAUCUUAAAUCUUCAAUAAAUCUUCAACGUCUUUGGUCAGUCGAUGUUGGACAAGGAUUUCGUUGUUGUUUACUUCAUGGUGAACAAUGGAUGGUUGCAGAUGCUUUAAGUCGUCGACUUUAUCAUAUUUCUAAUACUGGAAAACUUUUGAAAGCUGAUAAAUAUGCUCAUCAACCUUGGAAUAUUAUUCAAUGGGGUAAAUUUAUUAUUGGUAUAAGAACAAAUGAAGCUAUUAAUUUAUAUUAA
Molecule: messenger RNA, 1245 nt
Organism: Rotaria sordida
Lineage: Eukaryota; Metazoa; Rotifera; Eurotatoria; Philodinida; Philodinidae
Source: the annotation of a GenBank genome assembly